Messenger RNA from Saccharomyces eubayanus, 4584 nucleotides. It is a transcript of the gene STU1, whose product is annotated as Stu1p. Gene Ontology annotation, cellular component: microtubule organizing center; cytoplasmic microtubule; spindle microtubule. Bases 1 to 4584 code for a protein of 1527 amino acids. Gene Ontology annotation, biological process: astral microtubule depolymerization; mitotic spindle assembly. Gene Ontology annotation, molecular function: microtubule binding. Lineage: Eukaryota; Fungi; Ascomycota; Saccharomycetes; Saccharomycetales; Saccharomycetaceae. The record is from RefSeq and is a predicted model, not a curated record. The transcript has a single exon.
AUGUCGUCCUUUAAUAACGAAACCAACAACAACAGCAACACUAAUGCGCAUCCGAACGAAGCCUUCCCGCUGUACACCGUGUUCAAGGACGAUUCCGUACCCAUCGAGGAAAAACUAUCGCUCCUCACGCGGUUCAAAGGCCACGUAAAGAAGGAACUCGUUAAUGAGUCGUCAAUCCAGGCCUAUUUCACUGCGUUACUGUUCGUUUCCAGGCACUACACCUACCGCUCAUACCCGCGCUUAAUAACCCUAUCGCACUCAUCCCUUUGCUACCUCAUCAAACGUGUAGCCAUGCAGUCUCCUGAACAGUUCAAUGACAUGCUUGUUGAAGAAUUACUAAACCAUCUAAUUUUCGAACUGCCCAACGAGAAAAAGUUUUGGCUGCCUUCUAUCAAGGCCAUCGAAGCCAUCUAUCUGGUGAACCCAUUGAAGAUCCAAGCUAUUCUCGCGAGUUUCUUACAAAGACCAAAUGAAAAUCAAAGCGAAGACGAUUUGAACAGGAUAAAGUCCACUCUACUGACCAUCGAUGAACUGAUCCAGAUUAACGAGAAAAACAACUCAAACCAUUUGCAAUUACUACGAUUCUUCAUGCUUUCGUUCACCAAUCUUUUGAACAAUAAUCUAAAUGAACACGCAAAUGACGACAACAACAACAUAGUCAUUGAACUUAUUUUUGAUAUAAUGUACAAAUACUUGAAGAAUGAUGAGGGAAACUCACAAGAUUUGAUGAGUGGAUUCCUUAAUGAUUUAGAAUUGGGGAAGUUCAAACAAAAAUUCUUGAGUUUAACAAAAUCGCAAGACCAGGAUCAGUCACAGGAAGACAAGUCCGCGUUGUUUGACGAGGAUUAUGAAUUCCAACUGUUACUAAAUGAGGCGAAAUUGCCGCAGUUGUCAAACAAUCUAAGCAACAAAGAUCCAUCCGCGAAGAAAAAUUAUGACUCUUUGAAUCUAUUACAACAGGACUUGGAAGGUUUGCUGGUCCCGUUUCAAAACAUAAAGGAAACUGAACAAAACUGGAAAUCAAGACAGUCAAAUGUAGUCGAACUAGACAAGAUCAUAUCUGGAAAUGUUCCUAAGGACAAUCCAGAAGAAUUCGUCACCAUAAUGAAAGAAGUGCAACUAAUAGAACUGAUUUCAAGAGCAACUUCAUCACUGAGAACAACAUUGUCGUUAGCCGCGUUGCUUUUCCUUAAGAGGCUAAUACAUAUCUUGAAUGAUCAUUUGCCUCUAUCAAUAUUAGACCAGAUUUUCACCAUCUUCAAAAAUUUAUUGUCCUCCACCAAAAAAAUUUCCUCACAAACUGCAUUUCAUUGUUUGAUCACCUUGAUCAUCGAUAUAAACCAUUUUCAUAAUAAACUAUUCCAAUUAUCCUUCUUACUGAUAAACGAAAAAACUGUUACACCAAGAUUCUGCUCUGCCAUACUGUUGCGAAGUUUCUUGGUCAAGUUCAAUGACACUAAUCUCUCAUCUGGUAACUCUAAUACGACUUCGCCAACUUCCAAGUUGGAAAAUAAUCUGAUAUACAUUGAAGAAUGGUUGAAAAAGGGAAUUUCAGAUUCACAAACUACCGUAAGAGAGGCGAUGAGAUUGACCUUUUGGUAUUUCUAUAAAUGUUAUCCCGCCAACGCUAAAAAACUACUCAACUCUUCAUUUACCCCACAGUUGAAAAAAGCAACAGAACUAACAAUCCCUGCUCAUCUAAACAUAAACUAUCAGCUUUCAAGAGUGCCAUCCACAGCGUCCGCUACAGCGUCCGCCACGAUGUCUCGUUUAUAUUCCCAGUCUUCUAAUAGCUCUUCAAGAAGAGUCAGCUUAUUAGAACAAAAGAGACACUUCCCAAGUUAUGCUCAACCAACACAAUCUUCCUCCACCUCUCUACUCAACCUUCCUGCGGUUGCUGCUGGCGGUGGUGUUAUUGCUAAUAAGCUCUCGAAUAAAUUUAAAACCAAUCUGAGAUCAACAAGUGAGUAUUCGAGUAAGGAAAAUGAAAAACGAUCACGUCAUCAUGAUACAUCGAACCCCACUACAAACACCAACACCAAUAACGGUAAUAAUCCGGUCAAAAGAAAAGUUAGCGCCCCUCCUUCUUCAAUUGCUAGUUCAAAAGCAAAUGAAAAUUAUGGUGUUUUGGAGGAUUUUUCCUCAAACCAAAUCGAUUUAACUGAUGAACUAUCAAAUAGUUACUCCAACACUUUAAUGAAGAAAUAUAUGGAUAAAAACGACAUUUCAAUAUCAUCUUCACCGAAACCUUCGAAAAUAAGUAACAAAACCGGUGAAUACGAAGACUUUUACAAGAGAUUCAAUGAUGCUUCUUCUUCAACCCAGUUUAAAGACAUGUUGCAAUUUUUACAAAAAGAAUUAUUACUGGCUCCACAACAUUCAUCGUCACCACCGUCGACUAAAAAACUGGAAAUAUCCAAAAUUAUGGAAAAACUACACCAAAUUAUGAUUAAGUCACCACACGAUUUCAAACCGUUUUUAAACAUACCGAACUUUAUAAAGCAAGUUCCUUUAAAUUAUCUUCUCGAACUAUACUCUAUUAACAAUUUUGAUUGUGCGGAGAUACUAAAAAAUGAAACCGAUUCUGAAAGCCCUUCUCAGACAGCUAAUUUGAUUAUUUCUAUCGUGGAAUUAUUCAAUUUUAUAAAUUCCAAUAAUUGUACUCCCGAUUCAAAAUUGUAUUAUAUGAAAUAUAAAACCACAUUCUUCAAUUAUAACUUUACUUUAUUACUUGAGCUUUUCCGCGGUUUGAACAACACAAAUGAUGGAACUUUGAGGUUAUGCAUAAAGGAUUUAAUACCUAAAACUUUAACUAGUCUUUUCAAAAUUUAUGGUAAAGAAUUUGACUAUACACUUUAUUCCAAUUUAACUUUUGAGAUCUACAAAUUUGAUAAAGAGGGCUUUAGUACUUUGUUAACUGAUUUCGAGAUUGUAUCUACCAAGAUGAAAAUUUGCCGUGAACUAGAAAAGAAAGACCCAGACUUCAAAAUAGAAAAAAUUAUUUCGAGAGAAAGUUCUGUGAAUUUCACACCAAUUGAUGAAAACAAAUUAGAGAAAGACGACGAUUUGGAUGAGGAAGCCGACGAAAAUGAUGUAAAAAAGUAUAUGGAAAUGACAAUGAUCAACCCAUUCAAAAAUUUAGGAAGCGACAAGACCUUGGAGCUGAAGAAUAAUAUGGACCAAAAAAGAUCAUCAAGCACAAAUAGUGUUGUUAUUCAUGACGACAUUGAAAAGGACAAAAAGCUGUCAGAAAUGACUAAAAUUGUCAGUGUUUAUCAAUUAGAUCAACCAAACUCAGUAAAAGAAGAAGAUGAUCAAGAUAUGGAAACUUCGUUAAAGUCAGAUUUGAAUUUAAGUGAAAUUUUCCAAAACGGCAAUGAUGCGGAGAAAAGAUUAAAAGAGGAUAAUGAGCCAACGGUUAAAUUUAGUACGGAACCUCCAAAAAUUAUAAAUGAGCCUGGAAAGCCUGCUGUGAAAAAGCACAUUGAAACUGAAAAUGAAAAUGGAAGUGAAAAUGAAAAACUUAACUUGGAAACUAUGUCACCAAUAAAAAUAGAUAGGGAUGAAAAUAUGGAUCGAAAACAAAAAAAUUCCUUGAAAAGAGAAAGGGACCCGGUUUUAACUGAACAAGAUAUCAACUCCAAGAAAAUAAAAUUGGAAACGGGGAAGAGAUCAGAGAAAGUACAUUUUCCUAUCAUGAAUGACUUUCCAAAGGAUUCAUUAACUCUAUAUGAAAUUAGUCAUCUACUAAUGGUCGACUCAAUAGGCAACUCUUCGAUGGACUUUGAUGUUUAUUUUAAUCAUAUGUUAAAGGCUAUCAACAGAAUUAAAAGCGGAUCAUUCACCAUGAAGCAUGUAAAUUACCUAAUCGAACCUUUAAUAAUCUGUUUCCAAAAUACGAAGAUGAUAAAUUGGUUGUUAAGUGAAAACGGCUUUGAUGAACUAUUAGCUGUGGCUGUCAUGCUUCUGAAAGCUACAGAUGACAAGCCCUCGAUACCAUCGAAAAUAUCCAGUAAAUCCAUUAUUCUCGUCCAUAAUCUCUUAGUCUGGAAAAAGUUUUUGAAUAAAGAAUGUGGGAACCCCGACGAUGAUGGAGUUUCACUAAGAAUAUCAUUUGAAGAAGUAUGGGAUCAAAUUCUUUUAAUGCUCAACAAACUAUCAGACUACGGGAAUGAAAUCUACAAGCUGGCACAAGAGUUUAGAGACAACCUAAUGCAGUCACAUUACUUUAAAAAACAUUCUGCAACAAGAAUCCUAAGUAUGCUGGUUACAGAGAUACAGCCCGAGACUGCCGGUGUGAAAGAAACGUUUCUAAUCGAGACGCUAUCCAAGAUGUUGUUAUCUCCCACUAUUCGCACGCAAUUAAAGAAAUCUAAUAUAUCUGAGAUUAUUCAGACGAUGAGCUAUUUCAUCACUGGGAGCGAUAACACCUCGUGGAACUUCACCAGUGCCAUGGUCUUAGCACACUCUUUGAGACAUUUACAAUCCGUGCUGGAUUGCAAUGAACAAGAAACCGAACAGUUAUUUGAUUGUCUGCCGAAGGAUGUCUUUAGAAUGAUUAUGUUCAUCGCCUCAAACGAAUAA